This is a messenger RNA of Megalobrama amblycephala (Wuchang bream), 1969 nucleotides long. Its product is annotated as cytochrome P450 2J3-like. Gene Ontology annotation, biological process: xenobiotic metabolic process. The record is from RefSeq and is a predicted model, not a curated record. The coding region runs from base 36 to 1430 and encodes 464 amino acids. Gene Ontology annotation, molecular function: oxidoreductase activity, acting on paired donors, with incorporation or reduction of molecular oxygen, reduced flavin or flavoprotein as one donor, and incorporation of one atom of oxygen; heme binding; iron ion binding. The transcript is spliced from 10 exons. Gene Ontology annotation, cellular component: intracellular membrane-bounded organelle; cytoplasm. Lineage: Eukaryota; Metazoa; Chordata; Actinopteri; Cypriniformes; Xenocyprididae.
UUGGGUGUUGAUUGGCUUUCUGAUUUGUCAACAAAAUGCCGAAGAACUUUCCUCCUGGACCAUGGUCUUUGCCGAUUAUAGGAGAUCUUCAUCAUAUCGAUAAUAGAAAGAUUCAUCUUCAGUUUGCAAAGUUUGCAGAAAAAUAUGGCAAGAUUUUCAGCCUUAGAAUUCUUGGACCAAGAAUUGUUGUGUUGGAUGGAUAUAAACUAGUGAAGGAGGUGUACACACAACAGGGUGAUAACCUCUCUGAUCGUCCCAUAUUACCUUUAUUUUAUGACAUCAUUGGAGACAGAGGUUUGGUUGUUGCCAAUGGCUAUAAAUGGAAGCAUCAGAGGAGAUUUGCACUCUCAACUCUUCGAAACUUUGGAUUGGGAAAGAAAAGUUUAGAGCCAUCCAUCAGUCUUGAGUGUUGCUUUCUGAAUGAAGCCAUUUCAAAUGAACAAGGUCGACCAUUUGACACUCGCUUACUGCUGAACAAUGCUGUCUCAAAUGUGAUCUGUGUGCUUGUGUUUGGUAAUCGAUUUGAGUACAGUGACCAUGACUUCCAGUCUCUGUUGAAGAACAUCAAUGAAGCUGUUUAUCUGGAAGGAAGCAUCUGGGCUCAACUUUAUAACAUGCUACCAUGGCUCAUGCGGCGACUGCCUGGACCACACAAGAAAAUUAUUGCUUUGUGGAACGGAGUGAUUGGCUUUGUUCGAGAGAAGGUGAAUGCACACAGAGCGGAUUAUGAUCCAUCAAAUCCUCGAGACUACAUUGACUGCUUUCUGACUGAGAUGGAAAAACUUAAGGACGACACAGCCGCUGGGUUUGAUGUGGAGAACUUGUGCAUCUGUACUCUGGAUCUGUUUGUAGCGGGAACUGAGACCACCUCCACCACUCUGUACUGGGGUCUUCUCUACAUGAUCAAAUAUCCUGAGAUACAGGCCAAAGUUCAGGAGGAGAUUGAUCGUGUUGUGGGAGGGUCACGGCAGCCAUCUUUAUUAGACAAGGACAACAUGCCCUUCACCAAUGCUGUCAUUCAUGAGAUACAGAGGAAUGGAAAUAUUAUCCCAGUAAAUGUGGUCCGGGCUGCUGUGGCAGAUACUCAGAUAGGACAGUACUCUAUCCCAAAGGGCACAGUAGUGACCGGCAGUUUGAAAUCAGUGCUGUUUGAUGAGUCGGAGUGGGAGACGCCUCACUCUUUUAAUCCGGGUCACUUCUUGGAUGCUGAGGGAAAUUUCAGGAGGAGAGACACCUUUUUACCUUUUUCUCUAGGAAAGAGAGUGUGUCUUGGGGAGCAGCUGGCACGGAUGGAGCUGUUCCUGUUUUUCUCCUCUCUGCUGCAGCGCUUCACUUUCUCUUCACCGGCAGGUGUGGAGCCCAACUUGGAUUUUAAACUGGGGGUCACUCUCUGUCCCCAGCCAUAUGAAUUGUGUGCAGUGACACGCUAAAACAAGCAACACACAUGUAAUUUUAGACAUUUCAGUAAUUUUUUUAUUUAAAUCUGAAAAAAAAGAACCCAAAAUGUGUAUCUCUAAAAGUUGCUGAGUGCUACAUGAUGCUCUGUUUUAGCUAUUUCUUGGUUGGUUGGAUGUAGACUGGCUAGUUGGUUAGAUGGUUUAUAUAAUAAAUGUUUUUGUUUACAAAUAAAUCACCAUUGGAAACAAAAAGGAUCAUUACCAUAGCCAUAAAGAGAAACAAAAUACAUCUAGGUUCUGCACAUGCACAUCAAAUGCCAAGUUUUCUCAGGGCCCCUGCGGGUCCUUAAAAAGUGUUAAAUUCACUUGUAUCAAAUUUAAUUUAAGGUCAUAAAAAGCCUUAAAUACCUUAAAUGGUAUAACAAAGAUCUUGAUUAUUCUUUUUAAGUGGUCUUAAAUUUGGGGACGGAAAAAUCAGCAAUCACGAUGUGUCCUACUGUGAUAAACUUCUAAAGACUAAAGACUGAUUUAAUUAAAUGUGAUUGUGAGUAAUAAAUAAAUAAUGAAUAAUA